AUGAGUUGUAAAACACAGAAUGUAGCCGAAGAAAAAGCCCAAGAGGCUUUAGGGUUGUUAAAUAAGGAUGUGGUUAUAAAUAAAGGACCAACCAUUGGCAAGAGACAUUCACAAGCACUUAUUCUUUGUAUUUUGCUACAUUUUUGCUUUAUCAUCAGAACAGCAUUGACUGUCGCCAUAGUAGCCAUGACCGAUCCAAACGCCAGCAGUAAUAAAGAUAUACCGACUUACAACUGGAAUGACAAAAGCUUGAUUAUGGCAUCAUUUCUAUGGGGCUACUGCAUUCCCCAAGUAGUAGCAGGAUACGUAUCUGACAGAUAUGGGGCCAAAUGGUUCUUAGUCGGAAGUACCACAAUGACGGCAACGGCUGGUCUACUGAUGCCUUCCGCAGCGAUAUAUCUUGGCUCAAAAGGGGUAAUGAUGUGCCGAUUUCUACAAGGUUUAUCUCAAGGGUUUUUAUAUCCAUCGAUGCAUGCAGUAUUGGGCAAAUGGAUACCAGUUCCGGAAAGAAGUAGACUUGGUACUUUUGUUUAUUCAGGUGCACCACUAGGUAUAGUUUCUUCCUUAAUAUUAACUGGUUACAUAUCUUCAACGCGUUAUGGAUGGCCAAUGGUCUUUUAUCUCUUUAAUACAAUCACAUUGAUUAUUGUGGCUAUUUAUGCCUAUAUUGGUAGCAACGAUCCAAGAAGUCAUCCCACAAUUAGUGAAGAGGAGAAGAAUUAUAUUAUAAAUAGUUUAAACACUGCGACUGACAGGCACAACCUGAUGGUUCCUUGGAAGGAAAUGCUUACAUCCAGGGCAUUCAUAGCUUUGUUAAUAACCAAUAUUUGUUUUAACUUUACUCACUGGAUGUUUAUAUCGGAAACUUCUAUAUAUCUUGACAAGAUAAUGCAUUUCGACCUUAAAUCGAAUAGCCUUCUGAUGUCUCUUCCUUAUCUAAUAGAAUUUUUGGUUGGAUUUGUAGCAUGCUUCAUAGCAGAUUAUUUGUAUGCAAAGAACACUAUUUCCACUAGUGUUAUAAGAAAGAUUAUGAACAAUAUCGGUAUGUUUAUACCAGCAGUUGCUAUCUUUUUGCUAACUACAACCGGAGCAAAUGAUAAAAACUAUGCAAUUUUAAGUAUUAUCCUUGUCAGCGGUUCUCACGGAGCUGGUAAAUCUGGUCAUGUCGUCAACCAUAUGGAUCUGGCUCCGAAUUUUUCAGGAGUUAUGAUGGGAUUUACUAAUGGAUUUUCUAUCGUUAUAUCUUCGUUUGCUCCUGUUUUGGCGCAGAUUAUUGUAAAGGAUGAGCAAAAUAUUAGCCAAUGGCGAAUUAUUUUCUAUUUAACGAUGGGAUUGAAUAUAUUUGGUGUUAUAAAUAACACAUUAUUUACAUCGGGAAAAAGACAACCAUGGAAUGAAGGAAAAAGGCGAAAGGAAGUAUCAAUCGAGACCAUCAAAAUAAAAUCAUAG
Diabrotica balteata is the source of this 1449-nucleotide messenger RNA. The record is from the annotation of a GenBank genome assembly. Lineage: Eukaryota; Metazoa; Arthropoda; Insecta; Coleoptera; Chrysomelidae.